AUGAUGCUUUUUUCAAAGGACGGUUCGCUGCUCCUUUUUGAUAUUGGUAGCCGAACGUUGCUGCAAACGGUUGAAGCACACAAUGGUCCUGUUUCGACUAUUGAACUUUUUCCACAUCAGGACGGCAUAGCUACGGGUGGUGCUGACAAAGUCGUGAAAUUUUGGACUUUCGAAGUCGAUGCGAGCGUCGCGACCAAGCUAGUGCUGUCUCUGUCGACCGCGUUGGAUACUGACGAAAACGUUACGUGCUUUAAGUUUACUUCUGACGGGAAAUACAUCAUUCUCGGCAUGCUCGACAAUACUGCGAAGAUUUUCUUCGCGGAUACGUUCAAGGUAUGGCUUGUUACCAGCGAUGCUGUUAAAAUAGUUAUCAAUGUAGAGUUUAAUGUCAAACAUUUUUAGUA
Molecule: messenger RNA, 404 nt
Organism: Soboliphyme baturini
Lineage: Eukaryota; Metazoa; Nematoda; Enoplea; Dioctophymatida; Soboliphymatidae
Source: the annotation of a GenBank genome assembly